Molecule: messenger RNA, 1739 nt
Organism: Leptonychotes weddellii (Weddell seal)
Lineage: Eukaryota; Metazoa; Chordata; Mammalia; Carnivora; Phocidae
Source: RefSeq, a predicted model, not a curated record
GUUCUUCAAGUUCAUAUGAACACAGUUCCACAGAUAAGGCUGGAAAUGGCCACACGGGACAGAGCGAGCCAGAGGCUGCCUCUGGUGGCCGAGCCGGCCGUGGAGGGAGGUCCACAUCUGCCCACGGGCCGCGAGUUGGCCGAGGCCAGCCGCUUUGCCUAUGCUGCCCUCUGUGGCAUCUCCCUGUCCCAGCUCUUUCCAGAACCUGAGCAAAGCUCCUUCUGCACAGAGUUUGUGGCGGGCCUCGUGAAGUGGCUGGAGUUGCCCAAAGCCGUCUUGCCAACCAUGACUGCUUUUGCCAACGGCCUGGGAGGCGAAGGCGCAGAUGUGUUUGCUCCGAUUUUAUUGAAGGACCCCAUCUUGAAGGACGACCCAUUGGUGAUCAUUCAGGACCUUCUGAGCUUCUCACUCAAGGAUGGGUCCGGUGGUUUUACCUGCUAAGUAGCUCUUGAAUCUGGUCCCUUCCCUGGCUGCACCCACCGCCCUGGUCUGAGCCACCAUCACCCACUCCUGGAUGACGGCAGGGGUGUCCUCACUGUUCUUCCUGCCCCCACUCUGGCCAGCAGUUUGGUCUCCGCACGGCAACUCAGUGAUCUUUCCAGAGGCACGUGGGACGAUGCUGGCUCCCGGCUCCGUCCCCACGUGACUCCCCCUGCCCUCAGGAGGGUGGCCCAUGUGGGCUGGCCCCGGCCCCAGCCCCACCUCAUCUCUCAGCACACCCCUUCCCGCUCUCCAUGCCGACCUCCCUCCCUGAGUGCCUGUGCUUCCAUGGACUUCGCAGGUGCCCUUCCCCUGCCCACAGAGCGUCCUGCUCCUCUUGCCCUCCUCCCUCCGCUCAGGCAGCACUUCCCUGGGGAAGCCUCUGGCCUCUGCCUGGGAUGCUCGUCCCAGCACCAUGAGGCCAUGGCUGUGGUUGAACAGUUACCGGAUUCUUUGCGGGCUUCCCCUCACACCGUAGCUCCAGGCAGGCAGCGCCACAUCUGGUUUCCUUCACCGUGUGUUUCUAGUCCCUAACCCAGCACCUGGAACAUAGUACAUACUCAGUAGAUAUCUGAUGAACGAAUUAAUGAGAUAGAUCUUAUUGCCCUGUUUUGUGGAUGAGGAAGUCGGCUCAGAGAGGUUAAGCAAUUUACCCAAGGCUGCACAGUAAGUGGCAGUGUGGGAUUCCACCUACUUUCUUUCCUGUGGCUGUCGUAACAAAUUACCGUACGCGGGGAAGCUUGAAGCCACAGAAAUGUAUUCCCUCACAGCUUGGGAGGCCCAGAUUCAGGAAGCAAGGUGUCAGCAGGAUCUCGCUCCCUCAAGGCUGUAGGGGAGAAUCCCUCUUGCCUCUCUCUGGGCAUUCCUCAGCCUGCAGCCGCGUCUCUCUAGUCUCUGCCUUCAUCGUCCCGUGGCCUGCUCCUCCCUUUCCUCUCCUCCCUGUACCUCCUGUAAGGACCUUGUACAGGGCGGCCUCAUCCAGAGCCCUUUAAUUUAAUUAUAUCUGCAAAGACCCUCUUUCCAAAUAAGGUCACCUUCCCAGCUUCCAGGACGUGGCUGUAUCGUUUUGGGGAGUCACCAUGCAACGCACUGCAGCGCCCAGGGUGUCCCACAUCAGACCGCUACAGGGCUCCCUCACGAGCACCUCCCUGCCCCCCGUAGCUCCGCAUCCGUUUGUCUCCACCCUCUCUGCCUGGGCCCCCCUGUCAUUGUGUGUGUGGCUUCUAUUCCCUGUGCUGGCGAGAGGUUUUGGCACAAAG